CCCAGAUUGACUUGCGUUUUUUGUCUUUCCUCAUGGCAAAGAUGGCAAAGGCGGAAAAAGCGACAAAGACUGCGACAAAGACGACAAAGACAAAGACUAAAAAUAAAGAAAAAGGCGCUUCGGAUGAUAAAAGCAAUGCACUUGUCCGAUUCCCGAAACUGAUGCCCAAAUCGUCGUUGCAGGUCACCGAAUUGGAGCCGCAUCAAAUUUAUCUCAUUCACGAUUUUUUCACCGGCAAAGAAUGCGAACAGCUUAUCAGCUAUUUUGAUAUUCAUCUGCCUUUGCAGCAAGUGCCUACCAUUCCAAAGCCGGGCGAAGCAUUUCGAAGUAACGAUCGUCAGUCGUUUGUCAAUGAAGAGUUGGCACAACAGCUUUGGAAGGCGGGACUUCAACAAGCAUGUGAACACCCGGGUAUCACGACGGUGUCGUUGCCACGACGUCCGGCCGGGCUCAAUUCCAAUUUGAGGAUAUAUCGAUAUCGCCCACAGCAGCGGUUUGAAUGUCAUUAUGAUGACAGCGUGCAAGAUAAAACGACGGGCUUAUGGACGGAUUGGACCCUGCUGAUCUAUCUCAAUGGCGAUAUGAAAGGAGGUGAAACCGUCUUUUACAAAUCCGUGACCAAAAAGCGUAAAAGUGAUCCCAUCAUCGUACGACCGGAGCGUGGACUCGCUCUACUGCAUCGCCACGGACAGCAUUGUUUAUUACACGAAGCAUUGGAGGUCACUCAGGGAGCUAAAUGGGUGCUUCGAAGUGAUGUGCUCAUUGGCUGAAUCGGAUCUGCAUGCUUAUCGAUUCUCUUGCAGAAAAGCAUGAUGUGACAUGUAGAAUAAAACUAUUUGGAUCAAAAAAAGUAUUUCGCUUGCUGCUGCAGCUCAUCACGCUACUAUUCCCGUCGCAUGACACGUCUGACAGAUCGGUUUGAAGCAGGCAGCGAACACUGAACAAGAUAGACCGAAAUCAAGAAUGGUGUCAGGUUUAGAAAAAUACCAUUUGUUGUACGGGCCGAAUUCAUGAAAUUGGUCAAACGGUAAAAAUAAAUGAUACAGAAUGUGUUACCAGCAGGAAAAAAUGAGUUGAUCAAAAGAAAACAGCGAAGAGUGG
This is a messenger RNA of Radiomyces spectabilis, 1101 nucleotides long. RefSeq lists its product as uncharacterized. The record is from RefSeq and is a predicted model, not a curated record. Gene Ontology annotation, cellular component: endoplasmic reticulum. Bases 33 to 770 code for a protein of 245 amino acids. Gene Ontology annotation, biological process: peptidyl-proline hydroxylation to 4-hydroxy-L-proline. Lineage: Eukaryota; Fungi; Mucoromycota; Mucoromycetes; Mucorales; Radiomycetaceae. Gene Ontology annotation, molecular function: procollagen-proline 4-dioxygenase activity; L-ascorbic acid binding; iron ion binding. The transcript has a single exon.